Molecule: messenger RNA, 3543 nt
Organism: Salarias fasciatus (jewelled blenny)
Lineage: Eukaryota; Metazoa; Chordata; Actinopteri; Blenniiformes; Blenniidae
Gene: ajm1
Product: apical junction component 1 homolog
Exons: 2
Coding region: 91-3363 (1090 amino acids)
Biological process (GO): cell-cell junction organization
Cellular component (GO): plasma membrane; apical junction complex
Source: RefSeq, a predicted model, not a curated record
AUGGAUCAGCACGAGCUGCGAGUCCGGACGGAUGCGGCAACAUCAUCAUUAAAGCAACUUGAUGGGGAAAACUAGAGGAAUCCCUUUAAAAUGACACGUACAGACCCACCUGACAUACUGGUAUCAACUGUGCAUCAAGAUAUAAAAGUGAUCCCGAUUUCCUCACACUACAAGUCUUUGCAACCCUCCGGACCAUGUAAUUCUACAAAUUACAGCACACUGGAGGACAGUAAGAGAAAAGUCAAUAAGAGGCACUGCCGCACCUUUGACUACAAGUCAUUGGAAUACCCCAAAUCACACAAAUACUCCAUGGAUUCUCCAUACAGGAUGAGUGACAGGCAGGCAGCUCACCCAGAUGUGGCCUGGAACGCUCUGGGCCGCCAGCAGAGGUACCGCUUUUCUGCUCCAGACAUUUUCAGCCACAGGUUAACUCCUCAACCGAUGGCUGCAGACAUGGCCAGUGACGUAGUGGUUCCUCAGCAAAAAAGGACAAGGUCGAAAAGUGCUCCUCGAGUCCAGACGGGGCUCACCCCUGUGUCUUUUGAAGUGUCUUCAUCUUCAGGGAGGAAGGGCAGAGAGUCGCAGAGGUCUCACAGAGACUCUCGCUGGAGGCCAGAAGUGUCGCCACGUCGGGAGUCGUCCUAUGCAGCAACGAGGGCUCACAUGCAUGAAGUGCAUCCCAUCAAGCUACAGCCUCAAAUAGGUGACAGCAGCAGAUACUCCCCUCACUAUCCUGCUGAUAAUCUGGAAGGUGCGGGUCCAGAUAAACCGGCGACCAGCCCUCAUGUCCGGUGCCGGGUGGACAUUAAACCUGAUGAUGCAGCACAGCAUCAUUCAGGACGGAAACAGGCCACGCCUCAAAUGGACAUACCCUGGCAGAGGCACCACAGUGGAGGGAGUAGGAGUCUGACUGUGCCUCGCCAUUUUUCCUACUCGAGAACGCCAACUCCCACUGACUCAUUAGGUACAGAAAGUAGACAAGCAUAUCAAUAUUCCCGCAGCAUGCCAAAUAGCUACUUACAGCCCAUGGAAAUCCCCCUGCAGAGAAUGACUUCUUCAGGUGAUUACUAUGGUAGAGAGCGCCGAGCCCACUCAAGUCCUAAUGUGCCAACCAAGUUCUUUUAUGCUGACGAGCCAGGAAGAUAUGUCACUACUGUUCCUCCACAACCAAGCUCUUACUUUCACGAUGAACGUUACACACCAGGACAAGCGUUUACUCCAAAAGUGCAGUAUGUGCAAGAUCCAAGAACUCGAAUGGUUCAUGCUGUUCCUACGAGACCUUAUUAUCCAGAGAUGGAGCCCUAUUCUUACCCUGUGCAGACAGGGUAUCCAAAGUCCUAUGCAGCAAAUGAACCAGGGCCCUACAUCAUCCAGACACCUCCUACGAGGAUACAUUAUGGGGACGACCCGAGGUCUUAUCAGAUUCAGACAGCUCCCCCAAGGUUCUAUUAUUCCACUGAUAUGUAUGCAGUGCCACCCGAGCAUCAUGUGCCAGCAAGGGCCUACUACACAGAGGGCCGGCGACAUGCUCGAGUGAUUCAGGCACAAACAGAUGACUGGUAUGGGUCAGAGGCAUCCGGUUAUUCCACCAAUCCUGCUUCCUAUGUAUCUCAAGUCACUCCGACAAGAGUUCAACAAGAACCUGUGCUACCUCCAUGGUACGCCAACCCAUGUGUGGAACCUCAAAAAAUUGGUACAGAGUCUAAAUCUUACUCAAGGUCUUGGGACAAUAUUCUUAACUCACGUGUGGAGAGGGAACAGCCACUUUCUGUACGAGGUCAGAGCUACGAUGAUCUUCUUGAUUCCAGGAAACCUGCCUCCGUUGCAGGGGACAAACCCCAACCGGUGGUCGUGAAUCUUUCUAGCUCUCCAAGACGCUAUGCAGCCUUAUCGAUGUCUGAUAACUCACUGAUUGACAAAAGCCCAACAGAGACAUCAAAGAGCACUACUAGCAAACUGUGGUUUGUCACUCCGGAGAUUACAAUCACUGAUAAUGACAUUCGACCAGGAAACCUUAAGAAGGAUGAAGGACGGUCUGCCAGCUGGGACAUUCUGGACUCCAGAAGCACUGAGGGUGUGGACAUAAAUGAGCCUGACUUUGAAAGCGCAACCAAAGAGAAGACACAUGACAACGCCUCACUUCAGCAAAGCCUUGAACAACUUGAUGAGCUUCUAGCAGAUCUUGUUACUGACUACAAGCCACCCAGCAGAAGGGCAAGUGAAGACAUACUGGACCAACUGAAAAAGUUGAUUGAUGAGGAAGAGGCAGUUUCUCUGUCCAGGAAGAGCUCAAAGGUGGGUGCCGAGGAACCGGCUCCUCUGGACAAGCAGCCGACCCCGUUUAGGAUUAACCCCGAAGCUUUUCGAGAUAUGGACGGGGCGAGUGACGCAAUGAAGAGUGCAGAUGAGUGCUCCCCGGAUCAGAGCCCAGACGAAGACGACACCAUGAUGUGCUCCAACAACAAAUGCCGGAGGACAGAGACUCUGUUCAACGCUUGCCUGUAUUUUAAGUCUUGCCACAGCUGUUAUACAUAUUACUGCUCUCGGAACUGCCGUAGGGAGGACUGGGACAUUCAUAAAGAAAGCUGCCUGUACGGGAGGAUUGGCAGCACAUGCCGACACAUUAUCAAACACUGCCGGGAGACUGCGGAAGUCCACAAGGCCUUUUCCCGAAUUGCCAAAGUUGGCUACCUUUCUCGAGGUAGAGGAGUACUCUUCCUUGGUUUUCCUAAUCCUGCGUCAUCCAGUAACUUCCUCCAGUAUGGCCUGGACAGUUUACUCAUGUCCCCGACGUACCUGUCCCUCCGAGAACUUGAGAGCUUCCGGGACAACUUAGGGGAGUACUGCAAGGAGCUGCAGGAAGCCGGCAAAGAGUACGACCCAAACGAAUGUUUCAUCCUGAAUGUAUCCAUUGCUGUCGGCGAGCAGUUGCCUGAUGGUCCGUCGCCAAGGAACCAAACUCCAACCGUCAGAAAAUACGCCAAGGUAGCAUUGGCUUCCUUCAGCCCGGAGAGGAAGGUGCACAAGAAAGAGAGUGAAAUGGAGACGCUGAUUCUCACUCCGCCACCGGGAACGGCUGACAUCGACAAAGAGGGCGAGGAGGGCCAGAAGGCCAGAGAGAUCUGUUUCAUCAACAUACAGCGGGAGCUGAGGAUUCGAGGGGUGUUUUUACGCCACGAAUACCCGCAGGUCUAUCAGCAGCUCUGCGCUUUUGUGGAGAGUAACAGAAGGUUUACACCCACCACUAUUUAUCCCAUCGAUAAGAGGACCGGUAAACAGUUCAUGUGCAUGAUAAUGGCCGCCUCGGAGCCCAGGACGUUGGACUGGGUCGGCACCCCACAUCUCCUCGAUGAUAUUAUUUAAGUGCACCUUUUGUUGUAAAUAUAUAUGUAUAAAAAUACAUAUAUAUUGCUACACAUAUUUAUAUAUCAAUCCAAUUACAAACAUUUGUAGAUAUGUAUUUUGUUAUCAAAAUGAUAUAUAUUCAAGUCUGCUUGGUCAGUAUUAUUCUUUAUCAGAAUAUUUCCUGUCAGGUGCGGAAUG